Molecule: messenger RNA, 2617 nt
Organism: Pogonomyrmex barbatus (red harvester ant)
Lineage: Eukaryota; Metazoa; Arthropoda; Insecta; Hymenoptera; Formicidae
Gene: Suv3
Product: Suv3 RNA helicase
Biological process (GO): mitochondrial RNA 3'-end processing
Cellular component (GO): mitochondrial degradosome
Molecular function (GO): hydrolase activity, acting on acid anhydrides; RNA helicase activity; ATP binding
Source: RefSeq, a predicted model, not a curated record
GCGCAGUGCAAAUCGGAGAAUCGGCGGAUCUCACACGUGCCUGAGGAAGAGACGCGUUGGGAUGUACGUCGGCGAGUCCAUGUGAGAUCGUUUACUAUUUUCUUCAUUUCUUGCAAAAUGUUUUAACAACAGGAUUGAGGAAUGAUACUUACGAAGUGUGCCAUGGCGGAACAGUUGAUUCGUAGAGGUGCCUUAUCGGCAGUGGUAUUCGCACGCAGCUCAAGAGUUCUUGGUGCAAGUUACGUUCAACCAUGCAGAGGCAAGAAAAGUGAUAGCAAUACAAAUCUGCCAGAUUCCUUGUUCCAUCCUGUACCUGUCAAACCGAAUCCGGAUGAUAUAAAUGUCGGUGCUGAAUUAACUGGCAACUCUACAUUAAACAAAACGGAACUCUUAAAGAUAUUGAAUGCUUUCUGUCAAAAAACGGAGAUUAAGAAACUAGCUGAACAACAUGGACUAGAUAACAAUCUUCAGGGACAAGCUUUCACAAAUUUUAAACAAUACUGUUUGAAAACAGAACCAUUACCUGUAGAUCUUUAUGUAAUAUUAAGUGAUAUCCUACAAGGUGCUGGAAAUGUCACUGAUAUUUUUCCAUACUUUAUAAACCAUGCCAAGCAAAUAUUCCCACAUAUUGACUGCUUGGAUGAUCUCAAAAAAAUUAGCGAUUUACGAAGUCCUGCUACUUGGUAUCCUUUAGCAAGAGCAAAAAAUAGAAAAAUAAUUUUUCACGCUGGACCAACAAAUAGUGGAAAGACAUACCAUGCUUUAGAAAGAUUUAUUACUGCAAAGAGUGGAGUGUACUGUGCACCACUUAAGUUAUUAGUGGCAGAAGUUUUUCAUAAAUGCAAUGAAAGGGGAACACCAUGUGAUUUAUUAACUGGAGAGGAAAGGAAAUUUGUCAAAGACCAUAAUAGUCCAGCGGAUCAUUUAUCAUGUUCUGUAGAGAUGGUGAAUAUACAAAAUAAUUAUGAAGUAGCUAUAAUUGAUGAAAUUCAAUUAAUGCGAGAUCAAAGUAGAGGUUGGGCAUGGACGAGAGCACUUCUGGGAAUUCCCGCGGAUGAGAUACAUUUAUGUGGUGAAGCUGCUGCUAUAGAAUUGGUAAAAGCUAUAUGUGUUUCAACGGGAGAGAAUGUGGAAGUUCGCAGAUAUAAACGAUUAACAGAACUGGAGGUAGAGGAUCGCGCAGUCGAAUCCUUAAAUAAUGUUAUGCCUGGAGAUUGUAUAGUCUGCUUUAACAAAAAUGAUAUAUAUACCGUGUCGCGUUCUCUCGAGAGCAGGGGAAAAGAAGUGGCUGUAAUAUAUGGUAGCUUACCUCCAGGUACCAAGCUAGCGCAAGCUGCGAAAUUUAACGACCCUAAAAAUUCUUGUAAAAUCUUAGUAGCGACCAAUGCCAUUGGAAUGGGUUUGAAUCUACAUAUUCGAAGAAUUAUAUUUUAUUCAUUGAUUCAGCCAUCAUUUAAUGAAAAAGGAGAAAAGGAAAUGGACGUUUUGUCUGUGUCAGCAGCUCUACAAAUAGCAGGUCGCGCUGGACGUUACGGCACAGUUUGGAGCACAGGAUAUGUAACAACAUUUAAGCGAGAAGAUCUAUUGACUUUGAAAAAUUUAUUGCAACAAGCUCCAGAGACAAUAAUACAAGCUGGUCUUCAUCCAACAGCGGAUCAGAUUGAGUUAUACGCUUAUCAUUUGCCAAACGCAUCGUUAUCAAAUCUUAUGGAUAUUUUUGUAUCGUUGUGUACAGUCGACGAUUCUCUUUAUUUCAUGUGUAACAUAGACGAUUUUAAAUUCCUAGCCGACAUGAUACAACAUGUUCCACUACCACUUCGUGCAAGAUAUGUGUUCUGUUGCGCACCAAUUAAUAGGAAAUUGCCAUAUGUCUGUACCAUGUUUUUGAAGUUUGCACGUCAGUACAGUAAAAAUGAUGCAAUAACAUUCAAUUGGUUAUGUCAACAUAUUGGAUGGCCUUUUCAACCACCAAGAACUAUUCUUGAUCUGGCCCAUUUGGAAGGUGUUUUUGAUGUCUUGGAUCUUUAUUUAUGGUUAAGUUACCGCUUCCUGGAUCUCUUUCCGGAUGCUGAAAUGGUUCGUUAUAUACAAAAAGAACUUGAUGCGCUCAUUGAGGCAGGAAUAAUUAAAUUAACUACUUUGUUACUAAAUUCGGGUGCAGGUGGUGAGACCGACAGUUUUGAAUCGCAAACGCAAAGGCAAAACUUUUAUAGAGAUUAUAAAGGAUCUGGCAAACGUAUAGGUAAAGGUAAAUUGACUGAGAGAUUAAUAGCAGAAGGCCUCCUAACACCACAAAUGUUACGUGAAUUGCAAUCCGAAUGGAUUAGGUCUACAAAAAACAAAAAAUAAUGUAACCGUAUGUAGCAUUAAAACAUUAAAAUUUAUUAAAAGAUAUUCUAUUGUGAUUGUAACAAAUGUAAUUAUGGAUUAAAGAAAAAAAGUUGAAUUAACAUAAUUUGAAUAAUGAUACAAUUAUAACACUUUUUUGUGUAUAUUGUAUAAAUAAUAAUACGAUAAUUUUAUAAAAGAAUCAUGUCAAUUUUUAAAUAUUAUUUUAAUAUUAAAUAUAUUAUUUAUAUAAUGUAGAUUUGUUGUUUACAUAGAUUAAAUAUUUUUU